Molecule: messenger RNA, 2264 nt
Organism: Pectinophora gossypiella (pink bollworm)
Lineage: Eukaryota; Metazoa; Arthropoda; Insecta; Lepidoptera; Gelechiidae
Exons: 2
Coding region: 198-2156 (652 amino acids)
Molecular function (GO): DNA binding
Source: RefSeq, a predicted model, not a curated record
UGCCGUGUUCACUUGUUUUGCAGUGUUAUAACGUUAAUUGUUGAAAAAACAUGUGUUUUUAAUAAAAACCGGUAAAGCGAAUGCAUUUAAGUGAUAUUAUUCGUUCAUGUGUUAAUUAAGUAUUUGUUUUACGUCCUACGAUUACGUCAUCGCCUCGUAUAGUUGUAUAUUAGUUCAUUCGCAGUAAAAUUCGCAAAAUGCCACAACAAAAACGCGACGCCGUUCACAGGUAUUUUACAUUCGAAGCUUCAAGUAACUACAGUCAAUGCAAACUGUGCGGUAAUAAGUUGAAAGGGAAACAUACCAGCAACUUGAAAAAUCAUUUGGCAGGGAAACAUGUCAACACAUACAAAGAAGUGUCAAACCUAAACAAAGCACGUAGACCACAGAAAGACAAUACGAAUAAACCUGAUAAUGUAAGAGCUCUGUGCGUGCAAUUAGUGGCUGUAUAUGGUCGCCCUCUUGACAUGAUAGACGACGAGCCUUUUCAAAAACUAUUGCGUUUAGCAGCACCCUCUAUCUCCAAAGUUAUAAACAAAGGAACAAUUGAAAAAAUGAUACCUGAGGUUUCCUAUAAAUUAAAAUUGAAGAUUACCUCUGAAAUUAAUCAGAAACUGAUCAUUUUGAAACUAGACACGGUUAUAUGCGUAGAACGUAAGUUCCUUGGCAUUAACGUCCAAUACGUCAAGGACAACAAAAUAGUGGUGAGAAAUCUGGCGGUUUUGGAAAUACAUAGAAGUCCAACAGAAGAAUAUUUAACAGAGAGGGUCUUAGAAGUAUUGCAAGAUUUCGCAAUACCGAUAGAACAGGUUUAUGCUAUAACUACAGACAACGGCAGCAACUUGAAGAGACCGGCAAUAUUGAUGGGAGGAAAUUACUAUGCAGAAGAUUUUAUGGAUACGAAGGAAGAUAAUGAUCAAUGGGAUAUAUUUGAUGAUGAUGAUAUUGAUGAUAGCGAAGAUGAAGAACAAGACAUAGAACUUAUAGCCGAACGAUCACAAUAUUUUGAAUUUUCUCACAAUGCUAUUUUACAUAAUCUUACACCUGACAUCAAAACGGGGUUCAGAAUCCGGGGAAUGUUGUGCGCGGCACAUACCCUACAAAUUACUAUUAAAGAUGCUAUAAAUGAAAACGGCAAAGUGCAACACAUAUUAGAAAUGGCUAGAAGAGUUGUGAAAAUUCUACGCAACACAUUCAACAAAAACGUAAUAAAGCAGGCAAAUUUACGGGCACCAAUUAUCGACUGUCCUAGUAGAUGGACAUCUACUUUCACCAUGUUAGUGCGAUUAGCCUCACUCCGAACUUUAUGUGAAAAUAUUGACGAAGUGACUGAAAUUAUUUCGUCUACAUUCUGGUCUGAAAUAGAUGCCUUAAUAAAUUGCUUAGAGACUCUUUAUAAAUGCUCUUUAGUUGUUCAAAAAAAGCAACUAACUGUUGGGGAUUUCUUCAUCACGUGGUUGAAGUGCAAGACACACAUUGAAUGCAUAAAACAUCAUCUUGCAGAAAGCAUUCAUAAAGCAAUGGAGAUAAAAGAAAAGGGCCUAUUGGAAUCAGAUAUUAUUUUGGAAGCCCUUUACUUAGAUGGUCGUUUAAACGUUGUCCUAACGGACGAACAGAGUCAGAGAGCUCAAUGCCUUCUGAAGCAAACGUGGUUGCAAAUACAGAUGCUGAAUCAGUCCAGUUCAUCAGCAACAAACCUAAAAAUACCAAGUCCCACGCAACCAGGCACCAGCAACAUCCAAUCUCAUCAAAUUGAAAGGAUUGAUAUAUGUGUUGAACCGUCUACAGACGACUCGGAGAACUGCCGGAAAAAUGAUUUGUCAAGAAUUCAGGAUAUGCUGGACAGAAAAGAAAUGUCUCGAAAGAUGAGCACUAGAGAAGCGAGUUCUUUUGAAGAAGGUUUGCUAGAAUUUAGAAGCUCACCAAGAUUAGCACUAGAUACCGAUAUAAUUCGUCACUGGAACGUCAACACUGCUGCUAAUUCCGACAUCGCAAUGGUCGCUAACACCGUGAUGGCAACUCCUGUAACUCAACUUUCAGUAAAAAGACUACUCUCAUCAUUAAAAUUUAUACUAAGUCCUCUAAGAAACGAUUUACCACGAAGUUUGUUACAGAAUAUUUUACUCUUAAGGUCUAAUAAAGACUUGUUAGAAUAGGUAUUAACUUCACCUCCACCAACCCGCAAUGAAGCACCAUGGUGGAGUAUAGUCCAUGCUUCCUCAGGUUGAUUGAGGGGAGGCAUGUACCCAGCAGUGGGACGUAUA